This is a messenger RNA of Pistacia vera, 2242 nucleotides long. RefSeq names its product probable LRR receptor-like serine/threonine-protein kinase At4g30520. Gene Ontology annotation, biological process: protein phosphorylation. The record is from RefSeq and is a predicted model, not a curated record. Lineage: Eukaryota; Viridiplantae; Streptophyta; Magnoliopsida; Sapindales; Anacardiaceae. The transcript is spliced from 10 exons. Bases 1 to 1890 code for a protein of 629 amino acids. Gene Ontology annotation, molecular function: protein kinase activity; ATP binding; protein binding.
AUGCUGCUUCAAGUGUGCAAAUUUUGUUAUUUGUUUUGGUUUUUUGUUGCAGUGGAGGCUCUGGUGAGUAUAAAGAGAGGUCUGAAUGACCCACAUGGAGUGUUGAACAACUGGGAUGAAGACUCUGUGGAUCCUUGUAGUUGGGCUAUGAUCACUUGUUCUUCUGAUAAUCUUGUUAUUGGCCUUGGAGCUCCAAGCCAGUCUUUGUCUGGAACUUUAUCAGGAGCAAUUGGAAAUCUCACUAAUCUUCGCCAAGUGUUGUUGCAGAACAACAACAUAUCAGGUGAAAUCCCUCCUGAGUUUGGAGGUCUUCCAAAACUUCAAACGUUUGAUCUCUCUAACAACAGGUUCUCUGGUGUAAUUCCAAGCUCCCUUGGCCAACUAAACAGUCUUCAAUAUUUGAGGCUGAACAACAAUAGCUUGACUGGACCUUUUCCUGUGUCUUUGGCCAAAAUUUCCCAGCUUGCUUUCUUGGACUUGUCUUAUAACAAUCUCAGUGGACCAGUUCCCAAGUUUCCGGCUAGAACAUUCAAUGUUGUGGGGAACCCAUUAAUUUGUGGAAGCAGCUCCACUGAUGUUUGCUCAGGAUCACCCAAUAGUGUUCCUCUUUCCUUCUCUCUAAAUGCAUCACCUGGAAAACACAAUUCCAAGAAAUUAGCAAUUGGUCUUGGUGUUAGCCUGAGUGUUGUGUGCCUCGUACUCAUUGCUCUUGCACUCCUUUGGCACAGAAAGAGACAGAGGAACCUUAUUAUCCUUAACAUUGGUGACAAACCGGAAGAGGGUCUAAUAAGCCUUGGUAAUCUGAGAAACUUCACUUUCAGAGAGCUACAACUUGCGACGGACAAUUUCAGCUCCAAGAACAUACUUGGUGCUGGAGGAUUUGGCAAUGUGUAUAGGGGAAAGCUAGGAGAUGGGACUAUGUUGGCGGUGAAACGGUUGAAGGAUGUGGCCGGAACCUUUGGGGAAUCUCAGUUUAGGACUGAAUUAGAGAUGAUCAGCUUGGCCGUUCACCGGAACUUGCUUCGGUUAAUUGGAUAUUGUGCCACUCCUAAUGAGAGGCUUUUGGUUUAUCCUUACAUGUCUAAUGGCAGUGUGGCUUCCAGGCUUAGAGCAAAACCAGCUCUAGACUGGAACACUAGGAAGAGGAUAGCAAUUGGAGCUGCAAGAGGUCUGCUGUAUCUACACGAGCAAUGUGAUCCGAAGAUAAUUCACAGAGAUGUGAAGGCUGCUAAUGUACUUCUGGAUGACUUCUGUGAGGCUGUUGUUGGUGACUUUGGCCUGGCAAAGCUGCUUGACCAUGCUGAUUCUCACGUCACUACUGCUGUCCGUGGCACUGUUGGGCACAUCGCUCCUGAGUACCUCUCCACUGGUCAGUCAUCUGAGAAAACCGAUGUGUUUGGAUUUGGCAUUCUCCUGUUAGAGCUCAUUACUGGGAUGAGAGCUCUAGAGUUUGGCAAGACAAUAAAUCAGAAAGGAGCCAUGCUUGAAUGGGUGAAGAAAAUUCAGCAGGAAAAGAAAGUAGAAGUGUUGGUGGACCGGGAGCUAGGGAGCAACUAUGACCGGAUCGAGGUAGGGGAGAUCCUCCAAGUGGCAUUGCUAUGCACACAGUACCUUCCUGCCCACCGCCCCAAAAUGUCGGAGGUGGUCCGCAUGCUCGAAGGCGAUGGCCUAGCUGAAAAAUGGGCAGCAUCACAUAAUCACACAAAUCCCACCAUGAACCUCUUCCAUGGCAACACCACCAACAAAAACACAUCUCGCCCCACCACGGCACCAAACCAUGCCCAUGUCCACUCCCACGACCAGUCAAGCAUGUUUGGCACAGCAAUGGACGAUGACGAUGAUGACCGUUCUCUGGAUUCCUACGCCAUGGAGCUCUCUGGUCCAAGAUAGUAAGAACAACAAAAAAAUACAAGUGAAUUUUUUUUUUUCCAAAUUCUUUGCAAGCCAAUAUAUAUAUUUAAGCAAAAGAUAGGUUGAUUUUUAAGUUGUCUAGCUUCAUGGGGGUGCUGCAAUGUAAAUAUUACUUGAUGUUUUGAUCAAAUGAGUCAAAAUCUCAAUGGUAGGGGUCAUGUUGAUGUAUAGGGGGCGACAUUGUGAAGAUUCUCUGAUCCCAAGUGAGGGACAGAGAGAGAGAGAGUCAAUUUGGGGAAUUGAUUCUGAGGGGUUUUGACUGAAAGUUGGUAAUGAUAUUUGCACUGUUUUUGAGCUCUGUGAAUUUGUGAUGUUUAAGUUUUUGUUCAAA